Bactrocera latifrons is the source of this 5453-nucleotide messenger RNA. RefSeq names its product proteasome-associated protein ECM29 homolog. Gene Ontology annotation, biological process: proteasome assembly. NCBI's taxonomy places the organism in Eukaryota, Metazoa, Arthropoda, Insecta, Diptera, Tephritidae. Gene Ontology annotation, molecular function: molecular adaptor activity. Gene Ontology annotation, cellular component: cytoplasm; nucleus. The record is from RefSeq and is a predicted model, not a curated record.
UUAUUUGACAGCGAAUAGUUAAAACAAAGCAGAAAACAAAAAAAAUGUCAUCAACACCAGCUGAAGAAAUUGAAUUAUUAGAGCGUGUGCUAUUGCGUUUGGGCUGUGCCGACAGUGAUGAAAAAUUGGAAGCUAUUGUGGGACGCUUUUUGACGCCGGUUAUAUUGAAAAUCUCCUCACCGCAUGAUGCGGUGCGCACAAAGGUCGUUGAAGUGCUGACGCAUAUUAAGCGAAGAGUCACUUCACGCCCCUUGGUGCAAAUACCAGUUGAAGCGCUAUUAGAUCAAUACUCUAAUGCGGGCAAUUCACCAUUUUUGCUCAAUUUCGCCAUUAUUUUCAUAACAAUGGGUUUUCCGCGUCUCAACAUAGAGCAACAGAGCGCACUGGUGCCUAAAGUGCUAGUCUGCGAGGAAAAGCUGGAGAAUUAUCGUGAUAAACUCUUUAUGCUCGUAUUGCCAAUUUUGAGCGACAUAAAACUACCAGAUGAUCCCGCGCGCGUAAACGAAGUCUUGAAGUUGGACGACAAGCCAACAGUACGUAAGAAUUUUCUACAAUUACUACAAGACGUUUUGCUGCUACCGUAUGGUGUUACACAGGAGCAAGAUGUGCUACCACCUGGCAUGAGUUUUUAUUCGUUUAAACGCGCUGCCGUUAGUAAUUGGAAGGCUGAAGAGCUGGAGAAGCCAUAGUAUCCAAAGUGGCAAAAGUACUGCUUACCGGUAUCAUCAAAGUGAGUGGUCGCGAAUCGAACGAAGCACACGAUGUGCAAAAUGCUGGGCUCUCCGCACUCGCACAAUUAGCGCGCACCUGUCCGGAGGUCAUAAAUCAGGAUUUGAAAGUGGUGCUUGCAUUUUUCAAUCAUUUAGCCAAUGCAUCAGCUGAUCUACAAUCAUCCAUACGUGAUGCUUUGGUCGCCAUGGCRCCAGCAUUUGCUUGGAAGUCACAAAAGUCUGCCGAACAGGCGGAAAAUCUCGAGGAGAAUGUACAACUAAGUGGACAACAACAUUUGUUAUUGGCUAUGCUCUCGGAUAAUGUUGAAUCGAAGCAGCAAAUCGUGCAGAAUGCCACAAGCGUAUUUCUCACCACUUGCUAUCCCGAAUAUUAUGCGCCUGCGCGUCUCUUAUUGCUGCUAAUUGCAGGCGAGCGUAAUCACUUGCACGACACCGUCACCACUUACCUGUAUGGCGUUUCAAAGAAAGAUCAUGUUGACUACAACCUAAUCUACUCUGUGGAAUAUGUGGAGCAACCAAAAGACGAUUUCAAUCAAUUAUCAACUGAACGGCGUCCGAUUGUGUUGCCCAGCUUUAAAAGCAUCAUGCAACAUGUUAGUCAAAUGGCUGAAAGACGUUUGUUGAAGAAUUAUGGUUGCGAGACAAUUAGUAAUGUGAAAUUGGCAUUCAGUCAAACUGUUUACGAAGAGAUAUUGGAUUACUUGCGYAUCUGCCUCUGGUACUCGGCUGGCGCACGCGCAUCGCCUGGCGAUGAGAAGGCGGCAGCCAAAUUGAAGUCGUAUAUAGCCGAAAAUUAUGAGGAAAGCGAACAAAAUGAGCUGCAUCAAUAUGUGCUAUUCGUUAAGCGUUAUGUGGAGGCCAAACGAACCGAGGUGAACUUGCUCUGCCUUUAUGAUUUACUAAAUGUUGCGCCCGAGCUGCUGACCCAAUCGCACAUGCAUCUGCUUACACCACUAUCGAAUUCUUUAAAGGAUGUCUCGGAGACAAUGCGUGCGCAUGUGGCUCAGGUCUAUGGCAUACUCUUGGCCCAUGGCUGCAAGGACAAGGAGUUUGAUGCACAAAUUAGCGAAUGUCUCAGAGAGUUGCCACAAAAGUCGCUAGAAAAUAAGCAUGGUUGGAUGCUGGUCUUGGGUCACUCCUUCAGUCGUAAACUCGCGUUGUUAAAGGGCACAUCGGCCAAGCAACUGCAUGAAUGGGAUGUUUUCGUUAAUACAGUGAAAGUUAUAGUUAAAAUGAUGCACGAAUCACAGUGGCUSUUAGUUGCCGCUGCCGUCAAAUGUAUUUCGAUGAUCGGCAAAAUGGCCAUCAUACCAAAUGUCGAAGUGGAAAUACUAGUGCCCGUCGCUGCCGACAAAAACGACGAUGACGACAACAUUGAAUACGAGACCGCUAAAGCCUCGACAAAGCUGCUGAUUUAUCAUGACAUUUACACACUGUUGCGCAAUGUUUCAGUGCGCGCACGCGUACGUGAGGAUGCUGCGCGUUGUCUCGGCUAUUUGGCCAUUGGCGAUGGUGAAUUCUUUACACAACGCAAUUUGGAUAAGUUUUUGGCAAUUAUAAAGACACAAAAGGAUGUUGCUUUGAAUAUUGCCAUUUCGGAAGCAAUGGUGACCACAUUGAACGGUUAUGAUAUAAACGCUAGCGAUGAUUUCGCUAACAAACAUAAGAGUAAUCCGUAUUGUAAUGAUGAAAUGUUUGAGAAAUUUAUGAUGUCGCUGGUGCGUUUGGUGCCAGAGCCAAAUGUGCAUUCGAGACAGGCCUCAUCAGUUUGGCUACUGGCAUUGAUCAAAAAUUGCAGCCACCGACCAGCUGUGCUUAAGAAUAAAGAAAUCUUGCAAUUUGCAUUCACCGAACUGCUCUCCGAUGAUAGCGAGUUCGUGCAAGAUGUUGCCUCGCGUGGCUUAGGACUUGUCUACUCACUUUCGGAUACCAACAGUCAAAAUGAUUUGGCCAAUUCGCUUUUGGACCAAUUGAUCGGCGGCAAACGACAAGUAAAUAAAGUCAGUGAGGAAACGGAGCUCUUCGCUGAAGGCAUGCUGGGCAAAACGCCUACUGGUGGCAACAUAACCACCUACAAGGAACUCUGCUCACUCGCUUCCGAUCUCAAUCAACCCGAGAUGGUCUAUCAAUUCAUGCAAUUGGCCAAUCAUAAUGCCGCUUGGACCAGUAAACUGGGCGCUGCUUUCGGCUUGAAAUCGAUAAGCGCUGACUCGAAAGCCAAAAUGCAACCCUACCUUGGCAAGAUCAUACCGCGUCUGUAUCGCUACAAAUACGAUCCAACRCCGAAAAUACAAAACUCAAUGAUUUCCAUUUGGGAUUCGGUCGUAAGCGAUCCGAAAGAGUCGGUGGAAAAGUAUUAUUGGGAAAUUUUGCGAGAAAUAUUGGACAAUUUAACGUUCACCGAGUGGCGUGUGCGCAUCGCUUGCUGUUUGGCAGUACGUGAUUUGCUCAAACGRCCGAAUGGUUUGCGCUUGCGCAGUGAUGAAAAGAAACUGGAUGCCAUACGGCAGAGUAAGGCUGAAAAUGAGGCGAAUAAAAGCGUCGCCAACACACCUAUGGAAGUUGAUGAAAUACCCGAGCCGGAACUGCAAGAGCUAUGGGCGCAAUUGUUUCGCGUCAUGGACGACAUACACGAGGGCACGCGCUUAGCAGCACAAGGAUCUGUAUUAUUUUAUUCUCGACUUUAGCUCUGUGUCUCAGCCGCUUCAUCGGAUCACGGCAAAUCCGGUCUGGCAGUCGCCUCUUCCAUUUUACCGCUACUACUACAGACUGGCGUUACACACACUGUCCCAGAUAUACGUAAAAUCAGUAUUCGUACAAUUUCGGAAAUGAUCGACUCGUCGGGUUCAUUAAUUGCGCCGCAUUUGCCCAUGUUGAUACCGUGUCUACUGAAGGCCACCGGUGAGGUGGAGAACUSUAAGCUGUCGUAUUUGUCAACACGCUUGGGUGCAGAUAAUGAGGCGCAAGAAGCUGUGGACACAGUGCGCGCUGAGGCAGCCAAAUCGCAUCAUACUAUGGAAUCGAUAUCGAAGUGCAUGCGUUAUAUAGAUUACAAAGUGCUGGAGGAGAUGACGCCCGCCGUUUUAGAGUUGAUCAAAACGAAUAUUAUUUUAGGCACGAAGAUUGCUUGUGCGCAUUUCGUCUGCUUGAUCAGCAUACGCGUUGGCAAAGACAUGUCGCCGCUUGUCGGCAAAUAUCUCGCUGCCUGCUUUGUGGGCCUGAAAGAUCACAAUGCCACCGUGCGCAAAUACUACGCGAAUGCCGUGGGUCACUUGGUGGGCAUAGCUAAGGAGAAGUCAAUUAAGAAUCUCUUCGUCAAGCUCGAUGAACUCUACAUGGAGAAUUCGUCAAAUCGUUCAGUGCCACUCGCUAUACAAGCGAUUAAUAAGCGUCACAACGAUUUACUGAAAGACUACCUCGACGAUGUAUUGCCGCUGGCAUUCUUCGCCAAACACGAGGAACCAAACGAUGAGAACAAAUCGAAUAUUGAGCUGUGGAAGGAGUUGUGGAACGAGAUUAGUCCCGGUGAUGCCGGCAUACGCAUGAAUUUGCAUGUUAUCAUACCGAAAUUGGAGAAGUCCUUAGAUGAGGCYAGUUGGCUGCGUAAGACACAAGCCGGCAAUGCUAUACACACGAUCGCUAUGCGUCUCAGCGGCACCAUAGAGUCGGAGCAACGUCUGCGCUUAAUCAAUUUGCUGCUUGGCGAGCUGCAAGGACGCACAUUCAAGGGUAAAGAGCGUUUGCUGCAAGCCUUGGCYGCAUUGUGUAAGGGACUCGAUCGUCAUMAUGAGAUUACGGCACGCGUAGUGGACGCCGCAAUGCGUGAAUGCCGCAAGGAGGAGCCGCAAUAUCGCACCUUGGCGCUGCAGGCAUUGGGCGAUAUACUGGAAGAGCUCGAGGUGGAUCGUUUUGAGGAAGUCUACAACAUGAUCUGGUAUUUGUUGGAGGAGAAGGAAUUGCGCAAAGAGGAAAGCGAAGUGGUGGGCGAGAAAGCGCUAACCGCCGAUGAGCGCAAUAAACGCGCYACCAUUUUCAAUAAACUAAAGGAGACGGUUUGCGAGACUUUGGGCAAGUCMUGGCCRAAGCAUGGCGUCGAAACGCAWUACAAAUAUCAGCUGCAAUUUGUCGAGCGUUGCUUGUUGUGCUUGCGCAGCAGCACGCGCCCCGUGCAAGUGAGCUUGUUGGGCGCGCUUUGCAAGUUUGUGGAGCGUUUGUGCGUGUUUGCUAGCGAUAGUGCACCGCCGGCGCUGCCCGGCAAUCAGGAGAAGAAGGUGAAGGUGGACAAUUGUGAGGCGCGCGAUAUGAUUGUGGAGAAAAUCUGCAAUCAAGUGCUAUCGGCGGUGAUUUAUGCAUCAGCUCUGCCGCACACCGGCCUCAAGAAGGAAUCGCUCAACAUUGUAUUAGUGCUCAUUAAACGCUUAACCGAUGCCAAAGACGUAAAAAAUCUGACGCUGGUGAAAAGCGCUUUCGAGGAGAAUUUAGCGAACUUCCAAAAGGAUCCGACGCCCGAAGUGCGCUGUCGGGUCAACGAUAUUGAGGAGAAAUUCAGCAAGUUCACUUUCAAGGACGAUUGAUAAGCAUUGCAGGCGAUCACUGUAAUUGUGGUUUGACGCUUCUAAAAGUGGCCGUUGACGUCACAAAUACUUACAUACAGAAAUGCAUAUGAAUAUAUAAAAUACAGACGAUUUGAGUUAAUAAAACUAAUUAKAUUAUAUCAAUAAA